This is a messenger RNA of Durusdinium trenchii, 2874 nucleotides long. NCBI's taxonomy places the organism in Eukaryota, Dinophyceae, Suessiales, Symbiodiniaceae. The record is from the annotation of a GenBank genome assembly.
CUUUUCUCCCCGACAAGAUGAGAGCCACGCCCAUGCAAGCCAUGUCAGAGGGCGGCAACCGUCGCAUGCGGCUGAACGUCGUGGCAUACUUGAGCAAUGAGGUGGCGGCCAGAUUCUUGAUCGUGGUGGAUGAAGAUGCCGGAAUCGAGGCCUUAUACACCAAGGUGCAGCAGAAACUGCAGAGGAAUGGUGUGCAAGGGACCAUCGCGGAAGUGAGAAAUAGCUUUCAGGCUUUAGUCCCCGUGGAGGAGGCCUUGGGGGAUAUUUUUCGAGACGGAGAGGAAGUGGUUGUGAUGAUCAGAGGUGAGGAUGGAGAGCUUCUUCAGGACCGAAACCGGGAGGCAUCCUUUGGCCUCCCCUUUGGCCGAAACCGGGGCGCACCAUGUCCGAGAUACGGUGAAGCGGUGCCGAUGGCGGGGCAAUUUGCGGUUCCUGUGGGGCAACCUGCUGCUCCUGCGGUUCCUCAUCAAAUAUCAAUGGGCAGGAGCUUCCAGCACCAGCCCGAGACCUCGAGUGUUUAUUAUUCUGCGCCCCCCAACCUCGAGCCGAGCUCUUUUGAUGGCCCAGAGCCACCCAGGUUUGUCCCUCUGGAGAACCGGCACGAGUUCUCGGCUCUGGCAGGUAGUAGAGACUCUGCCAGGAUCCUCCCGGUCACUGCGCACGUCUCUUUGCCUCCACAGUUUCAUCAAGACUACGACUCGGAGGAGGAGGAGCUGGAAGCAGACGAGGGGCUGGUACCACCACCAGAAGAAGAUUAUCCGCCCUUGCCUCGGCCACCUCCACCACCAUACACCGAGCCAGUGCCAGGGCCUGUGGAGGAAUUUGAGAUGGAACGAAUGCCGUACGAGAGUCUGAAGGUGGAUCAUCCCUGUGAUCCCGUGCAGAUGACCUGCUACGACGAUGGCUGGCUGGUGGAGCAUCUCACACCCAGGCUGCGAGACUUCAUCAUCUCACACUUUAAGCCGGAGUUCAUCACGGAGCCGAAGUAUGUGGCCUCCAUUGGGAAGUAUGUGGGUGCCAAGUUCCUUCAGACUUCGGGUUCCUUCGUCUCUGUUUUCAUGCGGCCACAGACUGCCUUGAAGUCCGACCCCGCUGCCACCAUGCCGGUGCACUACAACAUCCCCAAGUCCGAGCUGAACGUAUUCCAAGCAAAGGUCCAUUGUCACAUCGCCGAAUUGAAGGAGCAUCAAGAGGUCAUCCAAGCAUCUCUUCGAGCUCUUCGACAUUUGUUGACUAAGGGCAAGUCUGACAGCGACGUCGUGAACGUGAUGCUGCCAGUGGACUACCAUGCCUUUGCAGAGGUAGAGGGUUCUAUGAUCGAGAUGGAUCAGCCCCUUCUGCCCAUCGCAAGUGGACGCCAUCCGGUGGUGAUCAUUGACACGUCUGCUGCAGUGGCGGAACAUUUGUUCUAUGUCAAGGCGGGUGUGAAGCGAGCGCUCCACGUCCAUCUGGGAAGCAAAGACUCCUUCCAGCUGGUUCGCUUUGGGAGCAAAGGUGAGCCCCGACUGUGGGCCCAAGACAUGAUGGCGCCCAGCGAGCUGGCGCUUCAGAAGGCCGAGGAUUGGAUCGAUCAGCUCGUCCCAGUGGAGCGCGCCAACUUGGUUGAGGCAGUUCGCUUUGCGCUCGCCUUCAAGUCCUGUGAUGAGAUUUACAUCAUCUCCAGUGCCGCCUUUAAACAAAGCGACCAUGAGAAGAUUCUGUCCACGAUUCGCUUCCUCAACAAACGUGAGGCAGCGAUUCACACCAUAGGGCUGGAGGCUGAUGCGCACGCGGAGUUGCUUUUGAGGAAUAUUUCUGAAGGCAACCAUGGCGACUUCACUUUGAAGUCCUUCAACCCCGAAGGUGCUGGACAUGCCAUCCCAGGCCAUGAGAGCAAGUGGACCUCCUGGCGCACCAUGCUGGUGAACGAAAAGACCAAGCAGCUCUCGAACAACUUCAAGCAGCAGACCAUGACCAUCGGCAGCCAGAUCCGAGUCCUCGAGGUCAUGCUACGCGAAGAAGCCAAGUUCGAAGAUGGAUGGCGCCAGGAAUCGACCUGUGCAGAAAGGCUGCUCUCAAAGGUUCAGGAGUGCCCAGAUCGUGAUAUGGUCAAAGAAUUGGAGCGAACCACCACGCACACCAUGUCCGCACGGGUGGGUGGCGGUUUCCUCUACCAUACACGGCAGUUGGAUCUGGGCAUGGAGAAACUCUUCGAGCACAACACUUCCUCGCCUUGGACCGUGCAGAGCGCGAGCAUGGCACAGGGACCAAAGGUGGCUUGCGUGGACGUGGACCCGCGGCUGCCGAAGUUCCCACCCUCCCUCGAUGAGCCGCCCCUGGCGCCGGAAGAGUGCCCUCGAGGAUGGUUUGUACCUCUACCUCCACCUCCGCCGGUGACCGAGAAGGUGCGGGAAGCCUUUGCUCCUGGGCGAGAUGCCUUGAGGGCGUCGCAAGGGCGAAUGUCAAGGAAGUGCAUGAAGGAGGGCGACACACGGACCUGUGAGGCCAACCCUUGGGCACCGCGGGGAGCCAGGGCGCGGAUGGCGAAGAUCCCCAGACAAAGGCGACAAGCGCGCAGCGCGCCGCGCCUGAAACGGUCCUCCGCGAGUCCAUCUAAGACUGUCUCAGCCCGUGUUGGUGGUGGCUUCGUCUACCAGACGCAGGUGCAGGCACCGAGCACCAAGCAGGCUCCGAGCAGGGCUGCGGAGGUCGGACGCCCAAGAGAAGCGCCGCCGGCGCCGAAAGCACCGCCACCGCCGCCAGCUCCACUUGAGAGGCGCUGGUCCUUCUGAUGGCUUUCUGUACAGACACGUCCCAGCAGUCGCGGGCGGCAUCGCUUCAACGAGGAGAGCCCUAAAAGUAGAUGGGGCGGCCGCCGGGCGGUCGCGGUUUUCC